Messenger RNA from Mus caroli (Ryukyu mouse), 1416 nucleotides. The record is from RefSeq and is a predicted model, not a curated record. NCBI's taxonomy places the organism in Eukaryota, Metazoa, Chordata, Mammalia, Rodentia, Muridae.
AUGGCUUUCAAAUUCACAGGCCCAGGAAGAAGGUUGAGAAACAUCUUGGUAUCAGGGACGCCCAAAUACAUCAUUCCCAUAUGCUCCCUGUUUCAAUGUAUUCUGUGUGCAAUCUGGCUGCCAAUUUCUCCUCCAUUUGUUGAUUUUGAUGAACAUUCUGAGCAUGGAAACAUUAUCCUUGUAUGUAACAAGGGCUCAGUUACUUCAUUCCACUGUGUCCUGGGAUAUUUGGCCUGUCUGGCACUUGGAAGNUUCACUGUGGCUUUCUUGGCAAGGAAUCUACCUGACACAUUCAAUGAAGCCAAAUUCCUGACCUUCAGCAUGCUAGUGUUGUGUAGUGCCUGGGUUACCUUCCUCCCAGUCUACCAUAGCACCAAGGGCAAUGUCAUGGUUGCUAUGCCAUCCUCUGUGUGCAGUGCAGAUUGUAAUCCUGGAUUCAGAAGAUUAUGGAAGGAGGGAAUGGCAAUCUGCUGUUUUGUUUUCAGCCCCUGUCCUGAAAAUGAAAUUUCUAAUGAGACAAAUAUGUGUUUUUCUUGCNNNNAAUACCAAUAUGCCAACACUGAACAGAACAAAUGUAUUCAGAAAGGUGUCACCUUUCUAAGCUAUGAAGACCCUUUGGGGAUGGCACUUGCCUUAAUGGCCUUCUGUUUCUCUGCAUUCACAGCUGUGGUACUUUGUGUCUUUGUGAAGCACCAUGACACUCCUAUUGUGAAGGCCAAUAACAGAUGCCUCAGCUACCUAUUACUCAUGUCACUCAUGUUCUGUUUUCUGUGCUCCUUUUUCUUCAUUUGCCUUCCAAACAGAGUCAUCUGUGUCUUACAGCAAAUCACAUUUGGAACAGUAUUCACUGUGGCUCUUUCCACAGUUCUGGCCAAAACAGUCACUGUGGUUCUGGCUUUCAAAGUCACAGAUCCAGGAAGAAGAUUGAGAAACUUCCUGGUAUCUGGGACACCCAACUACAUUAUUCCCAUAUGUUCCCUAAUCCAAUGUGUUCUGUGGAUCUGGCUAGCAGUAACUCCUCCCUUGGUUGAUAUUGAUGAACACACUCUCCAUGGCCACAUCAUCAUUGUGUGCAACAAGGGCUCAGUUACUGCAUUCUACUGUAUCCUGGGAUAUUUGGCCUGCCUGGCACUUGGAAGCUUCUCUGUGGCUUUCUUGGCCAAGAAUCUGCCUGACACAUUCAAUGAAGCCAAGUUCUUGACCUUCAGCAUGCUAGUGUUCUUCAGUGUCUGGGUCACCUUCCUCCCUGUCUACCAUAGCACCAAGGGCAAGGUCAUGGUUGCUGUGGAGAUNUUCUCCAUCUUGGCAUCCAGUGCAGGGAUGCUUGAAUGUAUUUUUGUACUCAAGAUUUAUAUCAUUUUAAUGCAACCAGAGAGAAAUUCUACCCAAAAGAUAAGGGAAAAAUCAUAUUUCUGA